CUAUACCAUUCUGGCUCCUACCGCCUUGCCACGGGGCUUUGUAGAUGCUAAAGUUGCCACUGAGAAGCUGGUCGCCGCCAUCAAUCUCGAUGAGGGCGAGCACAAGUUUGGCCACACUAAGAUCUUCUUCCGCGCCGGUGUGCUGGGUCGUCUGGAGGAGAUGCGCGAUGAGCGCCUGGCGAAGAUCAUCACCUGGGUGCAGUCCUGGAUUCGCUGGUACUUCGUCAAGAAGACCUUCAAGAAGCUGCAGGACCAGCGCAUCGCCCUGCUGGUCAUCCAGCGCAACCUGCGCAAGUUCCUCACGCUGCGCAACUGGCUCUGGUGGAAGCUGUACUCGAAGGUGAAGCCGCUGCUCAAUGUGGCCCGCGUCGAGGACGAGCUGAAGGCGCUGGAGGAGAAGCUGAAGAAGGAGCACGAGGCCUUUGAGAAGGAGGAGAAGCUGCGCAAGGAGCUGGAGGUGCAGAACGUCAAGCUGCUCCAGGAGAAGAACGACCUCUACCUGCAGCUCGAGUCGGAGCGCUCCAGCAGCGGCGACGUCGAGGAGCGCCUGAUGAAGGCCAUCUCGCAGAAGAACGACCUCGAGAGUCAGCUCACUGACUUGCAAGACCGCCUCUCCCACGAGGAGGACGCCCACGCCUCGCUGAACUCCUCGAAGAAGAAGCUCGAGGGUGAGAUCUCCAACCAGAAGAAGGAGAUCGAGGACCUGGAGCUGGCGCUGCAGAAGGCCGAGCAGGACAAGUCCUCGAAGGACCACCAGAUCCGCAACCUGAACGACGAGAUCGCCCACCAGGAUGAGCUGAUCAACAAGCUGAACAAGGAGAAGAAGAACCUGCAGGAGAUCAGCCAGAAGACGGCGGAGGACCUGCAGGCCACUGAGGACAAGGUGAACCACCUGAACAAGGUCAAGUCGAAGCUGGAGCAGACGCUGGACGAGCUGGAGGACAGUCUGGAGCGCGAGAAGAAGCAGCGCGCCGAGAUUGAGAAGAACAAGCGCAAGGUGGAGGGCGACCUGAAGCUGGCGCAGGAGGCGGUGGCCGACCUGGAGAAGAACAAGAAGGAGCAGGAGCAGAACCUGCAGCGCAAGGAGAAGGAGCUCCAGGCGCUCGCCUCCAAGCUGGAGGACGAGCAGGCGCUGGUGGCGAAGCUGCAGAAGCAGAUCAAGGAGCUGCAGGCGCGCAUCGAGGAGCUCGAGGAGGAGCUCGAGGCUGAGCGCCAGGCGCGCGCCAAGGCGGAGAAGCAGCGCGCCGAUCUGGCCCGCGAGAUUGAGGAGCUCAGCGAGCGGCUGGAGGAGGCCGGCGGCGCCACCUCCGCUCAGGUGGAGCUCAACAAGCGCCGCGAGGCGGAGAUGAGCAAGCUGCGACGAGACCUCGAGGAGGCGAACAUCAACCACGAGCAGACGAUGUCGGCGCUGCGCAAGAAGGGCAACGACACCGUCACCGAGCUCAGCGAACAGGUGGACCAGCUGAACAAGGCCAAGCAGCGACUUGAGAAGGAAAAGCAACAGAUCAAGUCUGAGUUUGAUGACCUUAAGGCCAGCGUUGACCACCUCGCUAAGGACAAGGCCAACACCGAGAAGCAGAACAAGCAGAUGGAGAUGCAGCUGUCCGAGGUGACGGGCAAGCUGGACGAGACGAACCGCACCUUGGGCGACUUUGACGCCUCCAAGAAGAAGCUCGCCGCGGAGAACGCCGAGCUCCAGCGCCAGCUGGAGGAGGCCGAGUCGCAGGUGAACCAGCUGACCAAGCUCAAGAGCUCGCUCCAGACGCAGCUCGAGGAGGCUAAGCGCACCGCCGACGAGGAGAGCCGAGAACGCGCCUCGAUCCUGGGCAAAUUCCGCAACCUGGAGCACGACCUGGACGGCGCCCGAGAGGCCCUCGAGGAGGAGGUCGAGUCGAAGGCGGACAUGCAGCGACAGCUGGCCAAGGCCAACGCUGAGAUCCAGCAGUGGCGCACCAAGUUCGAGAGCGAGGGACUGGCCCGCCUGGAGGAGCUGGAGGAGGCGAAGAAGAAACUGGGCGUGAAGCUGCAGGAGGCCGAUGAGCACAUCGAACAGCUGAACGGCAAGUUGAGCGGCCUGGAGAAGACGAAGCAGCGUCUGAGCGGCGAAAUUGAGGACAUGUCAAUUGAGGUGGAGCGAGCGAAUGCGCUGGCCGCCACGCUGGAGAAGAAGCAGAAGACCUUCGACAAGGUCAUCUCCGAGUGGAAGCAGAAGACGGACGACCUGACGGCGGAGCUGGACGCCUCGCAGAAGGAGUGCCGCAACUACUCCACCGAGCUCUUCAAGCUGCGCGCCGCCUUCGAGGAGAGCCAGGAGCAGUACGAGGGCGUGAAGCGCGAGAACAAGAACCUCCAGGAUGAGAUCAAGGACCUGCUGGACCAGCUGGGCGAGGGCGGCCGGUCGGUGCACGAGCUGGAGAAGUCGCGCAAGCGCCUGGAGAUGGAGAAGGAGGAGCUGCAGGCGGCGCUGGAGGAGGCCGAGGCCGCUCUGGAGCAGGAGGAAAACAAGGUGCUGCGCGCCCAGCUGGAGCUGUCGCAGGUGCGCCAGGAGAUCGACCGCCGGCUGCAGGAGAAGGAGGAGGAGUUCGAGAACACGCGCAAGAACCACCAGCGCGCCCUGGACAGCAUGCAGGCCAGCCUGGAGGCGGAGUCGCGCGGCAAGGCCGAGGCGCUCCGAAUGAAGAAGAAGCUGGAGAGCGACAUCAACGAGCUGGAGAUUGCCCUCGACCACGCGAACAAGGCCAACGCCGAGGCGCAGAAGAACAUCAAGAAGUACCAGCAGACGCUGAAGGAGCUGCAGGCCGCCUACGAGGAGGAGCAGCGCGCCCGCGACGAGGCCCGCGAGCAGUACGCCAUGGCGGAGCGCCGUUGCAAUGCCCUGCAGGGUGAGCUCGAGGAGAGCCGCCAGCUGCUGGAGCAGGCCGACCGCGGCCGCCGCUCCGCCGAGGCCGAGCUGGCCGAGCUGCACGACACCGCCAAUGAGCUGUCCGCGAACAACGCCUCCCUCUCGAUGGCGAAGCGCAAGCUGGAGGGCGAGAUGCAGGCGCUGCAGGCCGACCUCGACGAGAUGCUGAACGAGGCGAAGCAGAGCGAGGAGAAGGCGAAGAAGGCGAUGGUCGACGCGGCCCGGCUGGCCGACGAGCUCCGCGCCGAGCAGGAGCACGCCCAGCAGCAGGAGAAGCUGCGGAAGAACAUGGAGCAGACGAUCAAGGACCUGCAGGUGCGCCUGGAGGAGGCGGAGGCGGCGGCGCUGAAGGGCGGCAAGAAGACCAUCCAGAAGCUGGAGCAGAAGGUGCGCGAGCUGGAGCAGGAGCUGGAGUCGGAGCAGCGCCGCCACGGCGACGCCAGCAAGAACCUGCGCAAGUCGGAGCGCCGCAUCAAGGAGCUGCAGUUCCAGGCGGAUGAGGACCGCAAGAACUACGAGCGCAUCCAGGACCUGGUGGACAAGCUCCAGCAGAAGAUCAAGACGUACAAGCGGCAGAUUGAGGAGGCGGAGGAGAUCGCCGCCCUCAACCUCGCCAAGUACCGCAAGGUGCAGCAGGAGCUGGAGGACGCCGAGGAGCGCGCCGACAUGUCGGAGAACGCCCUCGCCAAGCUCCGUGCCCGAAACAGGAGUUCUGCUUCCGCCACGCGCGGCGUCAGCCCUGGCCCAAUGCAGAAGCCCCGACCAAAGGCACGAGCUGAGGACGAGUAA
Molecule: messenger RNA, 3691 nt
Organism: Rhagoletis zephyria (snowberry fruit fly)
Lineage: Eukaryota; Metazoa; Arthropoda; Insecta; Diptera; Tephritidae
Source: RefSeq, a predicted model, not a curated record